GAAAGUCAUUGCUGGAUGAUGACUUUUUUAAUAAAUUGGCACAGGAUGUCAAUAAGGACAAUGAGGAGUCAGAGAUUUCAGAUGCUGAUCCUCAGGCUUUGUUAGAAACUAUGAAGGAUAUUGAUGAUAUGGAUGCUGAUCUCUUUGGAAAAAGGAAGAAGUUGCAUUCUAUUCCAAGUGUAUCCACAGGAAAGACUGCUGGGACGGAAAGUUCUUCAUUAGAAUCUACCAGAAAUGCACACAAAUCGGGAGCAGCAAAAGACAAUGUGGUUGGUGAGGAUGAGGAAUAUCGCUCUGCCCCUCUAACCUCUAAGCACCAAUACAAGAAGUUCACAUUUGAAGAUGAGGAGGAUGUUGGUUCAGAAACAACAAAACAAGAUAUAGACGAUCCGUUAGCAGGGAUUUUAACAGAUGAAGAAGAUGAGCCAAAGAAACCGAAAAAAGUGGUGGUAUCAGGACAGAAACGUAGCCCUUUAAAGUUUGAUCUGCAGCCACAGAAAGAGGAAAAAGUGCCCUCCAGUUCUGCUUCUGUUUCAGCUGUAACCACAUCAAAGAAGAAGGACGAAUUGUUCUUUGAUGAUGAAGGCGACGACUUUAUUGAUGCACUUGGAUUUGGUGAUAGUCCAAAAAUACACAAGGCAGAGCAAAACCUGGAGGAUGAGACACCCCGUCCUGCUCGCUCAAAGAUGGAUGAACUGUUGGGGAGAGGAACAGCUAAGAAACUACUUGAGCGACCUACAACUGGAGAAAGAAAAGAAUUUAAACUAGAUCCAAAAUACAAAAAAACACAAGAAAAAGAAGACUUAUUAGAUGACUUCACCUUUGGUUCCUAUCAGCCCACUGUGGCCACUACCCCAGAGGAUCGUCAGUCCAGGCGUCAGUCAGUGAGAUUUAGCCCUGAGGGUGAUCGAAACUCGAUCGUUGAUCAGAAGCCCAACGAGACCACACCGACACCGAUGACUCCAACAUCGGCCCGUGGAAACAAAGGGGCUGCCGAUUGGCUGGGGCUGAAAGAUGAUGUAACUCCUGAUCUAGAUAAUCAAAUGCCAAUCAAAGAUGAGCAGAAAGGAAUGUUGUACAAAGCGAAGUCCGAUUCAAACCUUCCAGCCAGCCAGAACCACAGCAAGAGGCCUUACUCAGCCGAUCGUCCCCCAUCCGCAUCAAAACCGAAUGACGAGACACUGGUCAGAUCUGCACCAUCCACAUCAAAAACAGACUUCGCUGGUGCAGAAGAAGGUGAUUGGCUAAAGGAGGCAUUAGCUCGAAAGAAGUCUCAAACCACAGAAUUCCAUGCCUUGGCAUCAAGUAAUGAAAUUGAUGUGGUGACGAACUCAUGUCGAAAGAGUGGAUCACCUGGUGCACGUGAGCAGUCCAUUAUCGCCACAGUGAAGGAACCUGCAACUGAGAGUAAUCCUGUGGAACCUAGGGGCACCAGCUCCCCAUUUCUAUGGGAGAAUGCACGCAAACAGGCUGCUUCUGCACAUGUGACCCACAUAUGGAAAAACUCGGGUAAUGCCGAAAUGGCAGAUAUGGUUGCACCUUCACAAGUUCCAAAAGAUGACCAACUAUCUGCUUUACAGGUACCCCUCUCCACUGAUCAACUGCAAAAGUUGCUUCAGUUGCAGCUGCUUCAGUCAGUUUCUGGGGGACGAGAUGUUGCCAUGGAUCUGCCAAAGGCCAUGGAGUUAGAGAGCAGACUGACGGCUGUGCAGAAACAGCUGAAGAGUACAGAAGCUGAACAACGGAUAGUCCUGCAGACUACUGAGGUCAAAAUCAUCGAGCUGGAGAGUAAGGUGCAAAAACUGGAACUGGAGCGAGAGCAACAACGAAUCCUACUGGACAGCCUCCAGCAGCAGCACAGCAACGACUUGGAGCUGAUUGAGAAUGCACACAGGAACCGCUUGAAGGUAAUUGAAGAAUCUUACCAGCAGCGGGAGGCUCGACUCCAAGAAGAGAACCGAAUUCUCUCUGAGCAGUCUGUCGCCCGACAAUUGAGCUUGGAUCGAGAGAGAUCAGAGCUGAUUUCCCGGUACCAGCGCAAACUCACUGAGUUUGAGGAAGAGAAAGCCAAGGAGAAGGAGCGACUCAGGGAACUACAGCGUCAGUCAAUCCUGGAUAUGCGAAAGGAACAUGAGGAGCAGCUGCAGUAUGUAAAACAAUUGAAGGAACAAGAGAUUGAUGCGGUGACCAGUGCUUCCUCACAUACAAGGUCACUCAAUAAUAUCAUUGAACAGAUGGGGGUCUUCUCUUCAAAGCUGAAUGACCUGUCCUAUAAAGUAGAAAGCACCCACCAGAGCACGUCCCAUGAGAUGGAGAUCAGUGCAAGACAACGAGAGGAGCAGCAGCGAGCACAGCAGGAUAGACUGUUGCGGCAGCAGAGAGACCUGGAGGAAGAGAAAGCCCGCUUACAGGAUUUUAUCACCAAGAUGGAGGUCAGAUUGAAUGAACAAACACGACUUCUUGAGAAGGGGGCACUUGCAUCCAUGAUUGGACAUAUGUAGCAUUGCUGGAGUUCACUUUCAUUUUUGGGAG
Messenger RNA from Chiloscyllium plagiosum (whitespotted bambooshark), 2532 nucleotides. The record is from RefSeq and is a predicted model, not a curated record. NCBI's taxonomy places the organism in Eukaryota, Metazoa, Chordata, Chondrichthyes, Orectolobiformes, Hemiscylliidae.